ACUCGCGGUUAGGGAUUCGUUUAUUUUCAGUAUUGUUUGUGUCUAGUGUUUGAUUUUAAUACACGUUAUUCUGUGCACGUCAUCGUGAAUUAUCGAAGUAGUCAUCUACCAUUGAAGCUUUCCAUAUCCAUAAAAUAGAGUCUUAGGGCCUACACAACGAGGAGUUAUAGGCAUAUACCUUCUUCUCACCAUAUGUAGAAAGUAGCAGUAGUUUCAUCUAAUAGCAGAGGACUCGUCUCCGUUACCGCUACAAAAUUAUUCCAAUUUUCCAAUUUUUACCCAAUUCUCAUGCGUUUUUCUAAGAUCAAAUCGAAGCCGAAAAACAGAGAAGUCUAAAUAUGGCUGAAAUAUUUCCCGAUGUGUAUGAUUUCGUUCAUCCGACUCCGGUAUCGCUGAAAGAAUUAGCAGCCAUGGCCGUUAGCCUUGAAAUAUGGCGCUGUGAAAUGAAUAAAUAUCGCAAGAGCGAUACAUUGGAAGAAUUCUGGCCAUCCUGCGAAUGUAUCUCACUGAAAACCAUACUUCCUGAUUUACCAUCUACGAUCGCUAAUGUGAUUGCGAAAUACGUCAGAAGAUUCGCGCUCUCAAUACAAGAUUGGCUGAACGUUCAUCACACCAAAGUGUUUCGUUUUCAUUCUAAUUACAAAACCUAUGUUUUAAAUAAAUUCGAUGAUUUCGUUUGCGACUACAACGGCACCGUUCAUCGUGAGAAAACAGCCAAACGUAUGAUGGAUUCUGACAGAUUGAGUCAGGAUGAGAAAUUCAAAAUUGCUUGCGUGUAUUUUUUCGAAGACGAUAUCAGACGUAUUUGGCCAUCUACAAUAUGCAGAAAUAUGAAUUUGUGUGAUAUUGACUUUGACGAAAACGCAGAAUUAUAUUACUGGAUUGGCUGUCUCGAGAAUAAGUUACCAAAAAUACCAGGCUAUCCUGGUAAUUAUAUUGAGGAAAGAACGUUGAAAAAAUGUAUUACCAAUAAUAGUAGACAAUCGGUGGAGUAUUUUUGGGAUCGCAUAAAUUUGGUAACUCGAAUGCGGACAGCUAUAGACUGUUUUCAUACUAGCACACAAUCUUCUGUGAGGUUUAUUUUACCGAAACUAGACGAAGAAAAGCUGGCUGAAUUUGUUAAUUUAUAUGGCGUUGAAUUGAUUCAGUCUCUGUUGCUAGGUUUUGGACAUGAUGAAACAUUAGUUUUAUCGACUUGGAUGUACAUCAGAAACGUCAUGAACGUGAGUCAAAUUACAGAUCUGGUCGUUAGAAUGAUGCUAACAGAAGCUAGCGGUUGGCUGAAUUUCAAUAAUAUAGAAAAUUUUCUCUGUUUGUGUUUUGAAAUAUUGAAUGAUCUUCCGCUUGAUUCAAAACUAACGAUAAUUAGAACUAUUUUAUCCAACCACAACAAUGUGUUGGUUGAAAGUAGAUAUGCUGAUUCUGGAUCGUGGAGAACCAUUGAAUUCCUAUUACGUUUUCUUCCGUGUGUCCCUGUUGAGGAAAGGAACGUAUUUUGGCAUAGUUACUGGCAUCUUAUAAUUCCGCGCACACGUUGUAAAGAUUUGAAACGAAUUAUGGACAUCUGCUUUGAAAAUGAAGAUGAGAUUGUGGAAUUCAAAGAAAACAUCAUGACCGGAAAUGAAAGUGUACGUGGUGUCUGUGUCUCAUUAUGGAAUCAGUGUUUUUUCGACGAGUUGAAUGGAUUCGUGAAUUUUUGCUAUCCCGAUACUGGAAAAGCUCGACGUUUCAAGCAGGAACUGCUUCAAUCAUCUUUAUUUGGCGAAAGCGUUAGUUUUAGUAUCGAAUGUCUCAAUUCAUCUAAAGAAUUUAACGAAUUCAUCGACGAUGCUUACGAAAACUCUGAUCUAUCAACUGAUUUCAAAAUCCAACUAAUGUCAUCGCCCGAAAUUCAAUAUCGUUUAUCGCAGUACGCUUGUGAAAAAGUUUACGAACAGCUGAUGGAAUUUAUUGACAUGUUCGUGCCCUCGGAACAAAGUACUCUAAUGCAGCAGAUAAAAACCCGUAUGAUCAAUGCUCUGAAAGAAAAAUUAAUUGGCCACAUGGAUUCGAGUAUUUUAUAUAGCUGGUUGAGCAAAUCUUCGUUCAAAAGUUUUUUGUUAUGGUGUUUGCGAAGUGAAGAUGAGGUUGAUAAAUUCCAGCUAGAAUGUGUUUCGGAGUUUAAGCAGAGGAUCAAGAUGCUACGUGGGUGAGAAAGUCAGAGUGUAAUUCGUGUCGAGAUAGUGUUUUUGAACACUUGUUUGUGAAUUGAGAAUAUUUAUUUUGUUCGUUUAAACCCUACUCACUUAGGAUUAGUUACCUAUAUUGGCUAUACAUAUAUUACUUUAUAGCGAUUUGUAUAAUUUUGAAAGACUUGGAUUAAUUUGUUUUCAUGAUUUCUUGUAAUAAAAAUUCUUAUUGCAAUGUAA
This is a messenger RNA of Planococcus citri (citrus mealybug), 2408 nucleotides long. RefSeq lists its product as uncharacterized. Bases 339 to 2192 code for a protein of 617 amino acids. The transcript has 2 exons. The record is from RefSeq and is a predicted model, not a curated record. Lineage: Eukaryota; Metazoa; Arthropoda; Insecta; Hemiptera; Pseudococcidae.